AUGGACGCCUUUAAGAACAUGAGCAACCACAUGGUCUCCAACUCGGCUGCUGCCAUCAACGCCUCCGAUGACAUAUCUACCAUGGACCCCGAUGAGAGUAUUCUAAGCCUCGCGAAGGGGCCGAGAAGACGCCAGCACGACGACGAAGAAUCAGAAGGCGUCGAGGAUGAUCUGGAGAGUCUCGCGACUGACGCAGUCGACGGUAACAAGCAGCCGGCCAAUACAGAGGAAGAGAAGGAGUUGCCACCCCAUGCUUGCGCUUACUGCGGCAUCCACAAUCCUGCUAGUGUUGUUCGCUGCUUGAGUUGCAGCAAAUGGUUCUGUAGCGCCCGAGGCAACACCUCUUCCUCCCAUAUUGUCAACCAUCUCGUCCGAGCCCGUCACAAGGAAGUCCAACUCCAUCCCAGCAGUUCUUUAGGCGACACCGUUCUCGAAUGCUACAAUUGUGGAACCAAGAAUGUCUUCUUGCUCGGCUUCAUUCCCGCAAAGUCCGACACCGUUGUAGUGCUGCUGUGUCGACAGCCAUGCGCCGCGAUGCCCUCCUCGAAAGACAUGAACUGGGAUACUUCAAGAUGGCAGCCUCUGAUCGAAGAUCGCUCAUUCCUUUCCUGGCUUGUCGCUCAACCCAGCGACCAAGAGCAGCUCCGCGCAAGACAUCUAAGUCCACAAAUGAUUGCUAAGCUGGAAGAACUAUGGAAGGAGAACGCGGCCGCCACCGUCACGGAUCUUGAGAAGGGCGCCAGCACCGACGAUGAUCCAGCACCCGUUCUACUCCGAUACGAUGAUGCAUAUCAGUAUCAAAAUGUUUUUGGUCCUCUAGUCAAGAUUGAAGCAGACUACGAUCGCAAGCUGAAAGAGAGCCAGUCUCAGGAUGGGUUGAUUGUGCGCUGGGAUCUCGGUUUGAACAACAAGCAUCUCGCUAGCUUCAUCCUUCCUAAGCUUGAACUCGGCGACGUCAAGUUGGCUGUUGGCGACGAGAUGCGUCUCAAGUAUACCGGCGAAUUGCGACCCGCUUGGGAAGGCGUUGGAUAUGUUAUCAAGAUCCCGAACAACCAGUCCGACGAGGUCACCAUCGAAUUGCGAGCCAAAGGCGACCACAAGUCUGUGCCCACAGAGUGCACCCACAACUUUACCGCCGACUAUGUCUGGAAGGCCACCUCUUUCGACCGCAUGCAGCUCGCCAUGAAAACUUUUGCUAUUGAUGAGAUGAGCGUCUCGGGUUACAUCUUUCAUCGCUUGCUGGGUCACGAAGUUGCCGCUGCUCCCAUGAAGACACAGAUGCCCAAGAAAUUCAGCGUUCCAGGACUUCCCGAGCUCAACGGCAGUCAGAUCAACGCCGUGAAAUCCGUUCUGCAGAAACCUCUCAGUCUGAUCCAGGGACCCCCGGGUACGGGCAAGACUGUCACGUCGGCCACCAUCAUCUACCAUCUUGCUAGAAUCAACGGUGGUCAAGUACUUGUGUGUGCCCCGUCCAACGUCGCAGUCGACCAACUGUGCGAGCGCAUUCAUCGCACAGGAUUGAAGACCGUCCGCGUCACUGCAAAGUCGCGCGAGGAUGUUGAGUCUCCCGUCCGCUUCCUUUCACUUCACGAGCAGGUCCGCAUGAAUGACAGCAACGUCGAAUUGAUGAAACUAAAUCAACUCAAGACCGAACUGGGUGAGCUGUCCAGUCAGGAUGAGAAGAAGUUCAAGUCUCUCACUCGAGCUGCUGAGCGCGAGAUUCUGACCAAUGCCGACGUCAUCUGCUGUACUUGUGUCGGUGCUGGCGAUCCUCGGCUGGCCAAGUUCAAGUUCCGGACCGUGCUCAUCGACGAGUCUACCCAGUCUGCUGAACCAGAGUGUAUGAUUCCGUUGGUGCUUGGCUGCAAGCAAGUCGUCCUUGUUGGUGACCACCAGCAACUCGGCCCCGUGAUCAUGAAUAAGAAGGCGGCCAAGGCUGGCCUCAACCAGUCUCUGUUCGAACGCCUGGUGAUUUUGGGCUGCGCACCCAUCCGAUUGAACGUUCAGUAUCGAAUGCAUCCCUGCCUUUCCGAGUUUCCCUCCAACAUGUUUUACGAGGGCUCUCUUCAGAAUGGUGUGACUAUGCAGCAACGGAUUCGGCGCGACGUUGACUUUCCCUGGCCCAAGUCUGACUAUCCGAUGAUGUUCUGGUCCAACUUGGGCAAUGAAGAAAUCUCCGCUUCCGGGACAUCCUAUCUUAACCGUACCGAAGCCGCCAAUGUGGAGAAGAUUGUCACUCGCUUCUUCAAGGCUGGUGUUCGGCCAUCCGACAUUGGCAUCAUCACGCCCUACGAGGGUCAGCGCAGCUAUGUCGUCAGCUCUAUGCAGGCUGCUGGUACUUUCAAGAAAGAGAUGUACAAGGAAGUCGAAGUUGCCUCUGUUGACGCAUUCCAGGGUCGUGAGAAGGAUUUCAUUGUUCUCUCCUGUGUUCGAUCCAACGAUCAUCAGGGUAUCGGUUUCUUGAGUGAUCCUCGUCGCUUGAACGUGGCCAUGACUCGUGCCAAGUACGGCCUUGUCAUACUCGGCAACCCCAAGGUCCUCUCUAAGCACCCUCUCUGGCAUUACCUCCUGCUUCACUUCAAAGAAAGCGAAUGUCUGGUUGAAGGCCCUCUGUCGAAUCUGCAGAUCUCACUUCACCAGUUCGGUCGCCCUAAGCAGACGUAUCGUGGCCCUCAACGCUAUCAGAUGGCCUACAACCAUGCCAGUCAUAUGGCCAGUGGAAUGAUGAACGGUCGCAACGGGCAACGCUCUAACUACAACGAGAGUGGCUCAGUUGUUGGCUACAUUCCAGACGACGUCUCUUCCAUCCAUUCAUCUGCUAUGGGUGGCGUGGGAGUGCCCGCUGGCUACCCUCCAAUGUUCCGUGGCUUCACUCCUGACACGUGGCCCUCGCUUGGUCCCAACGGCCAGCGCUCCAACGGGAAGCAACUGCGUGGGGUGCCCGGCAGUGUGGCUGGGGAGUCAACUGUUGCAACUGAGUCUGAUGUCACAGGCAGUGGUAUUGGUGGUGUUGCUCUGGAUCAGCUCUCUAUCCACGAGAGCCAGAAGCCGACGAGUUUCAACCAAAGUGAUCGUCUCAAACGAUACAUUGAGAACAGUGCUCCUGCCGGUGGCUUCCGUGCUGGAGGGGUGAUGCGACCUGGUAAAGGCGUGCAGGACGAUGACACCCGAAGCGAGAGCACAGCGUUUGCAUCUCAGGUCGGCGGCGGCUAUGACUAG
Messenger RNA from Cyphellophora europaea CBS 101466, 3219 nucleotides. RefSeq lists its product as uncharacterized. Gene Ontology annotation, cellular component: cytoplasm. Gene Ontology annotation, biological process: nuclear-transcribed mRNA catabolic process, nonsense-mediated decay. The coding region runs from base 1 to 3219 and encodes 1072 amino acids. Lineage: Eukaryota; Fungi; Ascomycota; Eurotiomycetes; Chaetothyriales; Cyphellophoraceae. The record is from RefSeq and is a predicted model, not a curated record. Gene Ontology annotation, molecular function: zinc ion binding; RNA binding; ATP binding. The transcript is spliced from 2 exons.